AAUAAAGGUAGGAAGGCAGUUAAUAUUAAUUUUCUCAUGUAAUAAACAUUCAUUAUAUUUACCUCUCAUUUUAAGAUAGCAUUAUUGGUUAUUAUUAAUAAAAGUUGACUAAUUUUUAAGUUGUCUAGUAAAACAUUAUUUGAGGUUAUGUAUGUUAACAAAUUUGCUAUUUGCUGAUGUUCACUUACAUUUAUACAAAAGUAUUAACUCAUGUUUUUGGUAGGAAUUUGUGAUUUUACAAUUGCGGUUAACACUGCGUUACACACAUUAAAAUUUUACCUAUGGUUACACGCAAUGUAUCUACCAGAUACAUAUAUUAAUAAACAUCACAUGUAUCUUUAAAAAGUACAAUUAUUUUAUGAGUAUCUUGUACAUAAUAGUAAACAAAUGUUUGAGUCGACUUGCGAGUUAAGAAAAUUAAUUUACUCAUUUGUUUACAUGGUAAUCAUUACACACUUUAGUUAUAUAAGUUUUACAAACACUUAUACCGUUUCACUUUUUUGUUGCGGUAUUUACUCAGAUAUUCGUUCAAAAGCUUUAUUCACUUAUUCGUCUUGUCCCAUAUAUGUUUCUUUUUGAGUAUAUUAUAUUUAGUUUUAUUCUUGUUCCUGUGCAAUAAUGAAACCUCCCUGGGCAGUUCCACGGUGUCGGACGUAAAAUUUGGAAACAAAUUUGUUGAGUAAUCUUCUUCGUAUUACUAUUCUUUUCCAUGUAUCAUUAAUAUUAAUGCUUGAGUAAAAAAAGAGAGAUUAUAGGGUACAUCCUGACAUGGAAUGGUUCGAAUUUGCUAACAUGCAAGGCAACAAUUUGUUUUUUAUUUUUGGUGUCGGACGUAAAACAGAAAACAAAACAUUUGGCACAUCAGGGGCUAAAGUAACUAAUGUCUGUGAAAAAUGAAAUUAGCUUAUUAAAUUAUGUUAUAAUUUUUUUCAGCUUGCCUGAAUAAUAACAAAGAAUGUGCAUAUAUUAGAUGAAUCAUACUGUUUAGUUAUCAUAAAUGUAUACAUUUUUAAACUUUGGUGUCGGACGUAAAAUGAUGGGGUCGGACGUAAAAUGUAUGACAAAAAAAUACUUGGUUCACAAAGCUUAACUAAAAAUACUAAAGGAACUUAACUUAUUAUCCAGUAUAUGGCUUCGGUGGUUACAUUUAUCACUAUAACUGAUGUUUCUUCUUAAGUGUCACUGUCACAGUCUUUCUCUCUUCUUAUUCUCACUUUCCUUGAGAUACAUUUCUUUCACUGUAUUACCACUAACAAAAAUGCUAACAUUAGGCCUACUCUAUAUGGAUAACAAACUAGGAGCAGGAAAUGUUGGCAAUCACGAAAUGAACAUGAAUUGAAAUUGGUUGAAUCUUAGUUUUCACAUAUUUUGCUAGUGAACUGAAACUGGCCUCUACUCCCAGUCACAAUAGGGGCAUCAAUUUUUUUUACCACAUCACUAAAUAAAUAUGAAAUGCAGUCUUCUUGUGAAGGCCACUUGUAGUAACUACCAGUGUCUGAGAGAUGCAUAACAGAUACAUCAACAUAAUCUGGCCUUAAUUUUUUCACCAGCCCUGGAAACAGUUUGCCAUCAUACUUAACUAUAACCCAGUCGUCUAGAUUCACGUGGUUACAUUUAGUGCUAUUACUCAUGAUGUCUCCUUCACUGUUACUGCCCUCAUCUCUGCUUAUUUUCACUUUCCUAAAUACUUCAUUACUGUCACUGGUACCACCAACUAAAAUGUACUUGUUUCCAACAGGAGUAACGCAGUGAACACUGUGUGUGUUUGCAACUGGCAAUGCUUUGGCCCAUAUCUCAGCUACUGUGUUGUUCUUGCUUCUGUUCUCUUCUGCUGUGAUGUAACACACAGUGAUGUUGGGAUUUCGCUCUGCUGCAAUUCUUGCAAACUUUUCUGGUGUGUUUACAAUGCUUCUACUUGCCUUGACAUGGUUCCAGACACUUCUUUUAAUUGUUCCCCCAAUACCGUCAACAACACCUUUUCCAUGCGAAGUCGCAAAGAAAUGCCAUUUAAGUUUUAUGGUGUGAAUUUCUUCCAGUUUGGCAAGUACUGAAAAAAUAAAACGAUUUUUGAACUGUGACGAAGCACCAUCUGAGAAUAUAUUUACUGUACUAAUAUCUGGGUAGGAAGUUUUCAAAUACGUAAGAAUAUGAUUAAUGUAACAAAAAACUUGUAAUUUGGUGUGUUCAAGAUCAUCAGAUACUAUUACACACCCUUCAGUUAGGUUUUUAUUAAUCCAUGCAUAAAUUGUAAAUAAAGUUGAUUGUCCAUGGCUCCAGUGAGCUGAUUGUAUUUCAUUUUGGUUCACCAGAGAUGCAUUUUCUGCAAAAUCAACUUGAAUCACAAUUUCACUGCCAUUAACAUUUGAUUUAAUGUCUUUGCUUGAAUGCGUUCGAUAUAGGUAUGAACUAAAAAGUCUUUCAACUUGCUUUUCAAAUCUUCAAAUGUUUCUUGCACACUACUCAGUAUCUCCAUCUUCUCUGAAUGUCCAUCAUUGUUUUGCCACUGAGAAUAUUUAAGUGGCUUUCUCAGAUCUUCAUCUUUAGGUGUAUGUUGACUUAUACUGUUAGUACAAGAUUCACAACUGUUGGUCAUACAAUCUUUGGAUGAAGCAUCACACACUAGAGUAGUAAUGAAGGAAUCAAAAUCUGUUGGCAAGUCUGUAAAGUCUUUCAGUGCCAGUAGCAACAAUCUGACAUUCUCAUGAUAGGAACAUACACACACAAAAUGUGGAAUUUGAGAAAAAAGUUUACAGUGUUUAGGACGAAGUGCACAAAAUUUUGCUCGACAAAUUGUAACCUGUGGGUGUUUCUCUACAAAUACCUUAUACGCCUCACCUAGUGACACCAAAAGAUAACGAGCCUGGACUUCACGUUUCACUUUAUUUCCAUCCUUGUCUACAUCUUUGUAUAUUACUCUGUCUUUCUUUCCUGGUGCUUGCCAACUGACAUCAUCAUUCUGAUAAAAUAUAUGAACCCAUUUUCUUAACUUUUCUGAAACUUCAUUUUGUCUGGUUCUUCCUAUUGGAGGAGUUACUUUAAAGCCACAUUGGUUAGCUAGACAUUGCACAACAUGUUGCCUUUUUCGUGGAGACUGUGGCAAAUUACGCUGAAUUUUUUUCAUAGCCUUUCCUAAAGACUGUUUUGUUUUAAAUGGAGUUGAAUACAAAGGUAUGUCACUGUUUUUUUCAAUUGUUGCUGGCUCACCUUUUUUGUUAUGAUACCAACAUUUCACUCUUUCACUUUCCUUUGCACGUAACUUCUUCAGUUCUGUCUCAGACAUACUUUCCUUCUGUUGUUUUCUAUAUUUAGCUUUCCUUAAUCGAUCUUUCUCUAAUAAUUCUGCUCUUUUUACUGGAUCACCACCCUUAAUUCUUGCUCUGCGACGUGCCAUCUUUUCUUUGUUGCUGAUCUUUGCCAUGACCUAAAAAGAAAAGAAAAAUUAAAUAAACUAUAGAAAGAUAAGUAAUGAAGAGAGUGCUUCAGAUAUAUUAUAAAAAGGCGUAGGCCCUUAGGAAGCAAAAAGACUGUAACUGUUAAUUUCAGACAUAACAUUUAUUCCUCAAAUAAGUUCCAUUAAACUUUGGCUUAUUAACUUUUCCCAUGAAAGUAUUAUAAACAUUAAUUUUUAGGUUAGGAGUUACUCUAUAUAAUAUGGGAGUAUUGUAAACAGAUGUGUUUACAGUAUACAUCAUAGUAAACAAAUAACUGCCUACAAUAAUGAACAUAAAUUACUUACACUGCUGUUGGUGUAGCUUUCUUUAUCUGUUGAAGAAUGUAUUUCACUACAAAAAUACUGCAGUUUCAACAAUAGAAAGGACUGUGAAGGCCAGCAUGGGUGACAUGUAAAUAACCAAAAUGCACAAGUGCAGGUGUGACAACUUACAAAACAAAAAUUAUGUUCUACAAAUAUAAAUAAAGAUAUUUACAAUAUAGGCGGUUAAUUACUUCAUAAAAUCACUGAAAAUAUAAUUUGGUAUUAAAUGUAAAUAUUAUUAAAUUUGGUGUCGGACGUAAAAUUAUUUUUACGUCCGACCCCCCAGUUAUAUAAAAAGUUAAUUCAUAGCAAUCUUUUGUUAUGUAUAGAAAGUAAAGAUCAGUACAAACCUACUUUGUAUGUGGGUUGUUAGAAUUAUAUCACUAGCCUUGUGGGCUGUAUAAAACUGAAUACACAUUUUGGUGUCGGACGUAAAACUAAAAAAACACCUGCUUUGAGGGAGGUUUAUAGAACAGUUAUAUGAUUUAGUCUUCUUAAUUAUAGUUUCUACGUGUAGCAUUAGGCCACACAAAUUGAAUGGCUUAGAAACCAAUCUAAUAUAGUAUUAGUAUGUCAUCAAGAUCAGCCAAGAAAGCAAUUUGCGUACAAUUGAAACUACUAAGAGAAUAAUUUUUAUUAGGUUUGUUCAUCAUUAUUAAUUACAUCACAAAGUUAAAGACUAAUCUAAGGCCUAGUUUCUGGUAGAGAAAUAUGUUAGCUUUCCAAUGAUAUAAAACAUUUCUAGGUUAUGUUAAUUUUAAUAUUUGCUACCAUGGUUGACCUUUUCAUGGAACUGCCCCCCUCUUAUGUCUUACUACCCAUUUCAAUUCUUUUUGAUCACACACAGUUUAUCUCGAAAUACAAGUAUUUUUGGAACAAUUUCAUUUACCACACUAGCAUGUAUACAUUAUUGAAAAGUAAAGGAAUACUGAAUUAUUGGUAUAAACAAUUUAGUCUAAAAGAACAAUCGGCUAAAAACUGGGAAAAUACAGUUCAGUCAUCACUAUCAGGUGUUCUGUUUGUUGCACAGUCUGAGCACACAAUUUUUGUAUGUUGCAGACACAACCACUUAUUGCAUUUUAUGCAAUGAUAUUUGGUAAGGCGAGUUUUCUUUGUGGUAAAACAAGGUUCACAUCUUUUCCUCUUCCCAUAUUCUUCUCUGCCUGAUUCGAUCUUCUGUUCAUUUCGCCCUUGUAACCUCAGUUGCAAUGAUGAUGGAAUCCCUCUGGUACUUUGUGUUCGAUGCUCUAUAUGCUCGGCUGUCAAAUCUCGCACUAACUGUUUCAGAAACUGUCUCCUAUAUUUGCUUUAACAUGGUUGUUACAGGACUAGAAAACCGGGAAAACCGGAAAAUGUCAGGGAAAUUAAAAUGGUCAGGGAAUUCCGGGAAAUGUCAGGGAAAAUUCUACGAAAUAUGGAAAUUUUAAAGUUGUGUAUAAUUCAAACAAAGCUUUGUUUUGAUGCGAUCGUACCGCUACCGAACGACUACGCUAAAAGGCUGCUGCUUAAGGCACACGGCAACUGCAACUUUUUUUUUACUUGGUCUACGAUUGUCCGUUGCAAUAGGCUGUUACAACCACCCACCAUUACUUCUGGCCAAUCCAGGCACUCAUUUGUUCACUACCGAAUCCAGGCCUUCAUUUGUUCGUGUUUUGCUCCUUUUUAAUUUGCCGUUGAGACUUUGUAUUAUGUUCCGUUCCAUGCAGUGAACUAAAGAACGGGCAUGGCGUCGUUUAUCUUUUGAAGGCUAUUUUCACGUGGAAUAAGAUGAGUACAAAGCUUAUUACGUGAAUUUAAAGGCGUUGUUUCAGGUGAAGUUAGUUUUUGAUGCGAUCAUAAGAAAAUAAAGUUCAUUUUGAUUAAGAGGCAAUACCAAUUCUCAUUUUGAAAACUACCAAGCUGAUAUGAAAAUACGUGGCUUUUGUGUGCGGUUAUGUUUUUGCAUUUUUUUCUAUCUAUUUUUUUAAAUUACUUUUUUUUUUUCAACCGUAAUAAUCCGUUAGUUCUAUUGCGUGGCACUUACAUUGUGUAUAAAAAAAAUAUGCAUAACAGAACAUGUUUUUCCCCAGAAUCGUUAGUUCACAUUGUAAGAUUCUAAGAGUAUUGUAUGUUGUAAUGCUGCUAUUGUAAUUCACUAAGUAGGCCCGUUAUAUUGCUAGUUGUGAAUUUGUAAUAGUUUUUGUAUUUGUUUAGUUAUUUUUUUUAAGAAUUCAUAAACAAUAAUGUUUUAACCUAACCUGAAAAUAUUAUGUACUUUUUUUUUAGCUUAGAGAUUUCGAAACAAACUACUUUUAAGGAGAAUUGGCUCAAGGAGCCACAGUUUCAGCAUAUCAAACCCUCUGCUUAAAACAUAAAUUCUGCAUACUGCAUUUUCUGCUACAAAAGUAUUCAACUCAGCAAUAUGGGUUGAAGAGCUCUCACCAGCCAUGUCGAAGGAAAAAAACACAUUCACAAUUCUGCCGUCAAAAUAACACAAAAAAAACUUAUUUUACCUCAUGUUGAAAUUUUUAUAUUACAUUUAAUCAUAUGCACGUUAAUAUUCAUAGUAUGUACUUCAAAAGAAAGUCAGGGAAUUUUUCUCUUAAAUUUCUGGAAAACAGGGAAAAGUCAGGGAAUUCUAAGAUUCUAUUUCUGUAGCAACCAUGUUUAAUUUUUGUUGUCCAAAUAUAUAACUUGAGCAUUUACAUCUACAAUAUUCAACAUGUUGUAAAACACUACCAUCAGCCAGCGCCUUGUAUUUCUAGCAACGUUGUAAGUUUCAGUCAUUUCAUCCAAGACAUAGACACCUGAUUUGGUAGCAUUAUAAAACGUUAUGAUUUGUGGUUUCCUAAGGUCACCACACUCUUUAUCAAUUGCUGCAUUAUAAUGAAGGCUUGACAGAAGAACAACUUUUUUUUCCCUUUUUUGGCACAUAUGACACUAAAGUCAUUUCAUUUCGAAAGCCAAAGAUGCUACUUCGUUGCUCUCUAUCUCUAGCAGAAAAAAAUUCAACAGGCAGCUCUCGUUUAUUUUUCCUAAUGGUGCCAACGUAACUAAGCUUAUGUUUUUUCAACUUUUCUACGAGUUCCACACUAGAAAACCAAUUAUCACCAGUUAUAUUUCUACCAGACUACCAUAAAUAUGUUCUGAAAGCCUCAUGACAAUUUCGCUACCACUGUUGCCAUUUUUGAAUGGCCCAUCAGGCUGCUGUCCAACAUACACUUCAAGAUUGCUCGCAUAAUACAUUUUUGCAUCCACCAGAGCAAAAAUUUUGAUCCCAUACUUAGCUGGUUUUGAUGGGAUAUAUUGUUGAAAUCCACAUCGCCCUCUAAAAGCUUCCAGUUUCUCAUCAAUUGUUACAUUUUCUCCAAGAGAAUAGCAUGCCUUACAGUUAACAACAAAUUGUGUAAAAAUAUCACGCACUGCAGCCAAUUUAUCAGUUUUCUUUCUUAGUUCUCUUGUGUCCUUGUCGUCAAAGUGCAUGCAGCGAAUCAAAAAACAGAAUCUAUUGACGGACAUCACAGUACGAAACAUCUCGACACCCAUUCCAUCUGAACUCCACAAAUCUCUUACAUGUAGCUAGUUGUUUCGCAGCAAACCCGCCAGGUAUAGUAAGCCAAUGAAUGCUUUUAUCUCUAUUUUAUUGUUAUUCUUGCAGUCUCUUUCCCGAGAAUAUUUCCCCUUGAUAGAAUCUAUGUACUGGUUUGUAUGUUCAACAAUAAUGUUUAGCAUAGAAUCAUCAAUGAUACAAUACCAAGAAUCCUCUGGUGUUUUGCAGCCUACAGCUUUACCACGAACUCCUGGUAGAUGAACAAGCAAGUUGUGUGAUCUGGUUCUGGUGUUCCUAGCUGGCUCACGAGCACUCCAUUUGGAAUUAUCUUUCCCUGAAAAGAAAGUGCAUGAAAUGGAAAUAAUUAUUAUAACACAUGAAUGAAAAAACAACUAAGAGUGCAACAUUUCUCUAUACUGGAUAGUAAAGCAAUGUAAAAUGGUGAAAUAAUCUACACAAAAAAUGAUAUAUUGCAGCACAUUUAUUCAGUGACAUAAGAAAUAAAAAUAUCAAUAUUCAUUUUUCAAAUUUUAUGUUACUACAGAAAAAAAAAUUACCUGUAUAAAUUGAACUACAGUGCCGUUGUUCUUCAUCAGCGACACUCUCAUCAACUUCACAUUCAUGGUCAGUGACAGAAUUUUCCACUCUUUCUUCAACAAAAUCACUAUCUGAACCAGAGCUACCGCUAAAAUUGUAAUUUUCACUAUCGCUAUCAUCUGCGAACAACAAAUGGUGCACUUCUUCGACGUCUCUUUCUUUAGACAGGUCGAAAAUACAACCAGUUCGCCCCAUUUCAAUUUCUUCACUGAGCUCGCACAACUACAGGCAAUGUAUCUCUCAGAUACAAUACUGCUAUCUACGUGCUGAGAAAAGGAGUAACUUGGGAACCCCUUGACACCAAAAGCAGUAUCGUAUUCUGAUAAGGUACCCAAAAUAUCAGUGUUGUAACACGAGCCAUUUAAAAAUAAACUCAAGAAAACAAAGGCAUGUAUCUGUCAGAUCGAUUGCAUGUGACGCAGGUUUAAGGAUGUGUUACCUUUAAAAGAGUGAUUUUUAUCUGGAUUGCUUAAUCUAUUUCAUAAGAGAAUACAUUUUUUUUGUGCUCUCCUACUCUCAAUCCACUCUGUUCGGGAGUAGGUAUACUCUUUGUUUGGUGAAUAAACUAAACUUUUAAAAAUGUAUCAGGGAGCUGGAUAGUAAAAUAGGGGAAAUUGUAGAUACCGGAAUAUAUUUUGUUAGUUAAUUCACCCUCUUUUGAAAAUUCCUUCUUAUGUCGUGGCUUUUCCGCAAAGUAAAAAUAAAAUUACGAAAAUACCAUCUUCAAACACUAAAGAUGUUCCUGUAUUUGCUCUGCAAGCAGCGUUAAUAAAUAUGUACUAAUUUAUGAGAAAUCUCACUUAACUUGCAUUACUGUACAAUACCUGUGCAUGGACGGUGCUGUCACCAUUGAUUGUUUACCUCUAGAGGUUUCUGUGUUUAUUAUAAUAAAGUAAUUAAUAUGAUGGUAUAUUGCAGUGGUAGGGAAAUUUCAAUGUUUAUAUUUUCUUUUUGUUGGUUGUUUGUACAAAUGUCAUUGAAUUAAAAAAUAAUCUUUCUUUUGUGACAUUUCAUUUAAAGUAGGGUUUAAAUAAUGUAAUAAUGAACGAUUCAUAGGUUUACGGCAGUGAUGUAAAAAAUACGUUUAAAUAUUGAGGAUGGUUAAUUGGGUUAGUAUAGAGACAUAAAAAAUACUGCAAAAUAGGUUAUCAACGUUAAAAAUACUGUGAAAUCAUGUCAACGGUUGGUUAGGUCAGGUUAGCCACAUAUUAAAUUAGUAAUUAAGCAGCCAUAAGAAAUGUUUUUUAGUUAUUUUAAUGUAACUAUACUAACACAACUAACCAUCCACAAUGUUUGAAAGUAUUUUUAAUGUAGCUAACCUACCUAUUCGACCAUUCACAAUAUUUGAAUAAAGUUCAUCAAAACAAACACACUAACCGACACGGGUAAACAAUUAAUUGCAGCGGCUCUGGCAAUGCACAGGUGCUGUGGCAAUGCACAGGUAUUGAAAUGUUAGAUGAAAACUGUGAUUUCUCAGAAAUUAAUAGAACUUUAUUAAUGCUGUUUUCAAGGUAAAUACAGGAACAUCUCUAGUAGGCCUAUUUUAAAAUUUUUUUCUUCUUUUUUUUCUCGUAAUUUUAUUUUAACUUUGCGGAAAAGCAGUGACGUAACAAAUAUAUUUUUUCUGCUUUGUUGUGCAGCUCAGUUGAAUUGAAGCAGUGAGAGAGUACUCAUUUUGUGUAUCCGAAUACACCAAUCCUUUACUUAGCACGAUUAAUGCAUUCUUAAAAAAUUUUGUGUUAUUUGAAAUCACCUAUUCUAUAGCCUUGGUCUCCAUAAAUAGCAAGGCUAAUUUAUGUAAUGUGUUCCAAAAUGUCUAGGGAAAUAUUCAUUAAGUAGAAUAACACUCAACGAUAGAUAUGUCAAACCAUUUAUUUUUAUAAGCCUACCGUAGAAUACUUUGUAUGACAAAUACGACACCGCAUAAUGGGAGAUAGUUAUUGUCAGUCGGCUGGUUGCAUGAUCUUCAACUCACAUCGUGUACCUUCCCGCGAACCUUCUAACCUAUCCUUUACUGUCAGUGAAAUCAAUAUUACUGCCCAGUUAUUUACAUUUUAAUUUUUCAAAAUAAAGUGCUUAUUCUUGUAUCAUCGCUUGGUUCACAUUAGUUCUGUCAGGUCCGUGAUUAUUUUUAUUCCACCAUUCAUUUAACAAUUUUUCCAUGUGAAUCAUCUGUUUAUUUCUGUUUCGGUAUCUAAUGUCAAAUAUACAAAUAUAUUCCCGCUAGUACAACCAACAGCAUUGUCUUGUAUAAACUUUUGAUAGAGUACUCAUUUUGUACGAUUGUGAGCACAGUUGAUUUGCUUAAAACUAAAGUGCAACCAUCACAAGUGUGGCCUUCUUGACAUUCUGCACGCCAUACAUAAUACUUCCAGAUUUGUUUCAAAUACUCGAACACUAUGCAUUAUGCUCUCACUUAGAAGCCGUAAUUCCAAUAAGAUUCUAACUGCAGGUGUUUAUGCACGUAGAGUUAUCAGCAGAUGAAUGGGAGAUGUUGCAUGUGUUUGUGCGAGUUCCCUGUCACUGGCUAGACUGAGUUCAUCAUGACCUAGUCUGUGGCCGGGCGACAACGGUACGGUGGCAUAUAUGCACAGACAUAAAAAAAUUUGGUCCUUUACACUCCAUAGCAGCAACUUGACUUGCCAUCGCUGAUGUUUGUACUACAUCCGAUAGCGUAGUCAGACCUGCACGCGCAUCUUUUCCUUCCUCAUGUGGCUGUCUAUGCCACGAUACAUCUGUUGUUUAUCGAGUUGAAGCAGAUUUUGUGAUGUCAUACCUAACUUUUUUUUGCCUGUGGUGAUUUCGUGCUAACGAAAAUUUACAGACGUGCUAUUCAACCUGGGGCAGUAAAAUUAACAUCACACAAAAAAUUAAUUUGCGUAAUUUGAAGAUGUGCCAAGUGAGGGAUUGGUGUACAGGUUUCGGAAAAAUGUAUUUUUUCAUUUGAAUACUUAACCUACAUCCUUACUAUUUGCAAUUAUUAUCUUGUGUUCAAUAUAUUAAAAUACUAAUUAUUUAUCUCUAGCUAUAUCUAAUAAGCAUGUGGACUCCAAGCAUACUUUUUUUUCAGUCAGUAUUUGGAAGUACUUAACUAUUUAUUUACGUCAAUUUAUUUAUAACUAUUUAUUUACCUCAAUUCAGGCAGUUAGCAAGAAAAUGUCAAGGUCACCAUCACGGAUUUGCUUUAAAAAUUAACAGCAUUUACAACCAGUGGAGACAAAAAGUGUGCUAAAAGGGUUUCAACCCAAAAUUUUUUUUACCCAUUUUAUAGCCUCUUGAAGUUGGUUCAAAAUCAAAAAAGGUGGAAAAAAACCACGUUCUUCAAAUGAGUGGCACUUCAAAACUAUUUAACAGAUUCCAUUGAUUUUUUUGAAGCUAUUAUAUUGAACAGCAGAGUGGUAUAUUUCCAAUUAGCUCCAUCACAAUAUCUUUGAAUGGGGAAAACUCAAAAAUUUGACAAAAAAAUUUUAAUUUAUUUUUGUAUUAUCAAAACAAUUUUUUACAUAGAAUAAUCAAUUUUCAUAAAAAGUAAUUCUGGCAAUAUGUAGACCUAUUACAGUAGUUUUACAGAAAACUAUGAUGCAUAAAAUUAUUAACAUUUAACUUUAAAUUUUGUAAAAUUUGACAAAAGUGCCAUUUUUGAUUGACAAUUACUCAAAAACCCAAUUUCUUAAAAAUCUGAAAAUUGUUAGUUUGUAGGUAGUCCUAACCUUUGUUAAUAGCAUGCACUUUGUUGGAUAGUGUGUUGUUGCAUGUAACCAUUUCUAGAAUAUUUUGAAAAUUUAAAUUUAUUACAUUUUCUAAGGUCUGCAUGCACAAUUAUCAAACAUGUUCUGUUGGUCUCUAAAUAUGAAAUAUAAUUCAUAAAUUGGGUAAACCUUGGGAGUUACGAAUGGAGAGUCCGUGUGUACAUUACAACGUUAACAUAAUAUGUACCUAUAUAUAAUCGAUAUACACACACAUAUAUACUAUAGUCCAUCCACGGUAACCUCCUACUUUUUUAAACGAACCUUUGAAAAAACACACCAGGAUGCAGCAUGUUUGGUUCGUUUGCAAAAAUACUUUCCAUCAUAUGCAUAUUAAACAUGCAUUAACACUAAAUUACCGUAUAAUGAUGUUAAAUAAAAUUUUACAAAAAAAGUAACUAUCUAUGUACAAUAUUAUUAAUAUUAAUGAUCUCGCAUGUGUGUAAAUGAAACAGUGAGAGAAGUGGUGUGUUGGCAAUGAUUAGAACGAAAUAGUUCCAUAGCCAAAAUAUAUAUUUUUUGACUUUCCGCGUGUAUUUAAGAAUUUGUUUGGGUAUUUGUUAAGUUUGAACAUUUUUUAAAUCUCUGGUGAAAUAAAAACGUUAUGUUAACGGUAAAUAAAUAUUACGUGCCGAAACCGUGGUCGCGCAUUAAUAAUGUUAAUAGUCACUUGUUUGUUUUCUCUUUCAGCCGUUUGUCUGCAGUUACGCCAUAUUGCAGUGUGUUUUAAUAUAUUACUGACCGUGAAAUAACGUACAGUUUGUGUUUCAGGAUUUUGUGUUAAUAUUGUGUAUUUUAACUUUGUUAUAUUAUUUAUUAUCUACUAUUGUAAUGAUGGAAUUUGUUAUCGUUUUGAUAUUUUGUGUGGUUCUUGUGAUUGCUGUAAUGGUAAUUGGUUCCGGGAUGGGGAAAGCUACUUCUUCGCAGCGUCAGAUGGACAUCAUUAACGUCGCUCAGAACUUAUAUGUUUUAAUUAGGAAAGGCGACUUGAAGAAAUGUGACGUUACGCAGACGACCGCGUUUCUUCUCAACAUCGCAAAGUCAACUGUUCUCAAGUACUACAAGAAAGACAUUGAAGAAGUUUCAACACCAGGAAAAAAGAGGAAAAAAAGGCCACAGGAAGGAAAGUCACUUGACACAGUCGACGAUUUCACAGUAAAUGCAAUCAGGAAUGCAAUUUACAGGAUGUACGCUGAAGGUUUGAAUGUUACAGUCGACACCAUUUUUAAAGAAAUCAGGGAAAGACAAAUAGAUUAUUAUGGUGGAAGAUCAAGUCUUCAUAAAUUGUUAAAGAAGAUGGGAUUUUCAUGGACAACUGUUGAUGGACGAAAAGCUUUGAUAGAGAAUGAAAACAUAGUAUUGCAGCGAAUAGAUUUCUUGAGAAAGUAUAAAGAAGAAAAAGAAAGAGGUGCCAAUUUCAUAUUUGUUGAUGAAACAUGGAUUUUCCAGAGAGGCAAGGCAUUAAUUUAUUUGAAAAUUUGUUCUGUGGUCCAAUACAAAGUAUUUCAUUUCCAUUUCAUAUAUUUUUCAGGAACUGUAUCAAAGUCAUGGCAGGACAAGAGUCUACAAUCUGCGAAGAGACGUACUGUUGGAGAUGGUAAAAGGUUUAUUGUUGUUAAUGCUGGAGGGCGCACUGGCUUUGUGCCAGGAGCAGGAUUACUUUUUGUUUCAGGUCAGAAGACUGCAGACUACCAUGGCGAGAUGAAUGGGGAAACUUUCUUGAUGUGGUUUGAAGACAUGUUGGUGCAUCUUGAGGAACCCAGUGUCAUCAUAAUGGACAAUGCUUCAUAUCACAGCACCCAGGUUGAGAAAACACCUACAACGAACUGGACCAAGGAGAAGAAUGAGAUAAAACAUGAAAAUAAUUUGUUGAAAGUGGAGCUGCUGAGAAUAGCUAAACAAAACAAGCCCCCAAUACGGUAUAUUAUUUCGUUUUUUUUACAGCAUUUCUUUAAAAGUGAGAUAGUUGCAAAAAAUUACGUAUACGCCUUGUUCUAACACACUUUUCAGAUAUGAGGUAGACGAGUUGGCUCGUAACUAUGGCCACAAAAUUCUACGACUCCCACCCUAUCACUGCCACUAUAAUGCAAUCGAACUUGUUUGGGCUCAAUGUAAACACCAUUACAAUAGUAACGUGGGGCGGGCCAAGAGAUUUGACAAUGAUGCAGUUGCAGCCAUCUGGAAAGAGGCUCUUGAUGCUUCCACACCAGAGAGGUAUUUUCAUGUUGCAUGACCAAUGGGGUAUUCCUUUUGAAGUAGAAAUUGUUUUAUUUUCCUGUAGAACAUUCCUCAAGCUUCAGCAAAACCCUUACCAUACAUUUUUACAUAAUACGUAAGUAUUGUUGCCUAGCAGCCUAGUCCUACCAUUCCUUUUGAUAACUUUGUGUGCUAGUGUGUGUAUAGUGUGAUUAUCAUUUUGUGUAUAUUCAUAUACCAGUAAUACAGUUUUAAAACAAUUGGUAAAAAUAAGUGGUUUGAAUUUGUGUAGUUGUCGUUUUGAAAAUGUGUUGCAUGUAUGUGUUUGUGUUCGUGUUUGUGUUUGUGUUUGUAAUUUUAUUCCCAUGUGAUUCAUACAUAUCUGUGUAGUUUCUAGAUCUAACAGUGGUGACUUAUUUGCAAGGUUUUUUUUUUUUUUGUAAUUGCAGUCCAUUUGCAAUUGUUUCAUUUCCAUAAAUAGUUUUGUAUUUAUUAGUAAUUGUGAUAUUACUUUCUGUUAUGCUUAAUCUUGUGUCAAUGACUUUAAAGUUAUGGUGGGUUCAGUGCUGUAGGCAGAUUUCAAUAUUCAGAUAAAAUUUCAACGUAGAGAAUUUUAAAUAUUUUCAUCUAGCGAACUUGAAUAGGUAUUUACACAUGUAGUUCUUGCACAUUAGUAUUUUCAAAAGUUAUGUUAUUAUAGUGAAAUACAUAUACAGUAAAUCAUCAAAACUAUUCAAAAAAUUAAAUUUUCGCUAUAUCUCACUGUUUUUGUCUGGGACAAAUUUUAACCAAAAACAAACACAAAACUUAUGAAAUAAAUAUUUUAUCAUAUGCAUUCUAAGCCUUUAUUGAUAACAUAGAAAAUAUUUACAGCUUUAUUAUAUCUUGAAUAAACCACUAUAAAUUUUUUUUUUUCAGAUAACAUAAAACAAAACAUGUUACUUCAAGUAUUAAAUAAUAGCUUUGAUAGUUGAGGAAAACACAUUAAAUGAGUUUUGUUGUGUUUAAAAAUAGUUUCUUGUGGAGUGAGUUCAAAAUUGUAUGUAAUAAAGAGCAUGCCAUGCAUUGUUUACUAUGCCGUUUUGACAGAAACAAACAUAUUUUGUUAUAGAGUGGUUUUUGCUAUAAACAGGUCAUUUAUAUAGAGGUUUUACUGUAUACAUUAAUUUUUUUAGAUGGGCGAGGUGUGUGGAUCAUGUGGAGAAGCUAAUUCAAGCAGACUGGGAGAGAGAAGUCCACAUAGACAGCGGCACCAUUCCUCCACUCAUCAUCCACCUCAGCAAGGAUAGUUCAAGUGAAGACAGUGACAGCGAAGAAUUUGAGGUUACGACACAGCAAGUAGAUGGAGACAGUGAAGUACUGGCAGUUCCUCUUGAUGAUUUACCCGGGUGUUCUUAUUGAGGUCUGUAUGUAAUAAACACCUGGGCAACUGUAAGUAUUGGGGUUUGAAACAUUUUUUUUUUCUUUUAUGCAUUCCCAUUAAGUAUGUUGACUACUGGAACUUUAUGUAUUAACUUUAUAUUACACAUAUUAUGAUAAAUUUAUAAUAAAUUUCAUUUCUGGAUUCGUAUAGGUGUAUGUGAAACAUUUUAUUUUGUUGUGUGUCUUCAUUUUUCAGUGAACUUACUUGGAAAACAAAAAGCCAGUCCCCAUCCAGGGCCACAAAUAAAUAAUGCAUAUAAGUGGUAUAGAAAUUACUGUCAAUUCUUUACCACAAUUUUACUGUUCAUAAAAUUAUGAUUUUGUCUAAUAAGUAUACUCAGGAAAAUGUAUAUAACCAUAUUUUUAUUUGUGGCCUUAACCGGCAAAAUGGUAGGGGUUUAUAAAAUAAAAGAAGAAAAUUCAUUUUUAAAUGUUUUCAUCUGAAUUUGUUAAUUUUAUUAAACCUUCAGUCUUUUCCAGAUUGCUUAGAUGGACAGCCAUAUGUAUAAUUUACAAUACUUUUUUUUUUCAGAUGCAGAAAACUGUGUUGAACUGUACUAAAGGAUGAUAUUUAUUGCUUACAUAAAUGUUGUAAAUUUAUAUGUUCUCCUAAAAAUUUACUUUAAAUUAUAUGUUAUUUCUUUAGCUAACAAACUUAUUUUUUAAUAUUUUUACCAUUGGGUAUCAUAAAUGUUAUGAACAUAUACAUGUAUACUUAGAUCAUAUUC
Molecule: messenger RNA, 15972 nt
Organism: Bacillus rossius redtenbacheri
Lineage: Eukaryota; Metazoa; Arthropoda; Insecta; Phasmatodea; Bacillidae
Exons: 4
Coding region: 12458-13624 (388 amino acids)
Molecular function (GO): nucleic acid binding
Source: RefSeq, a predicted model, not a curated record